AUGGACAAGCCCACACCCAUGAUCAACUCCUCCAUGCUCUCCCAAUACACCGGCCAGACAGUCCGAUUGGUCGGCAGAGUUAAGAAGAUCACUGGCAACACUCUUCUCCUCGAAACUUCCGAUCUUGGCAACGUCGAAGUUGCACUGAACCCAGACAGCGAUAUCAGCGGUAGCACUUUCGUCGAAGUGACAGGCAAAGUCAGCGAAGCUGCAGGUGGUGAGGGAUGGCAAGUGAGAGAGUUUACUACUGUCGACUGUGGUGAUAGCGUUGAUUUGUCGCUUGUCGAGAACGUAGUCCAAAUCUCAGCCGUUUUUCCCGCGCUUUUCACUGACUCCAACUAA
Ustilago hordei is the source of this 342-nucleotide messenger RNA. RefSeq lists its product as uncharacterized. Gene Ontology annotation, biological process: base-excision repair; double-strand break repair via homologous recombination; DNA replication. The coding region runs from base 1 to 342 and encodes 113 amino acids. The record is from RefSeq and is a predicted model, not a curated record. Gene Ontology annotation, molecular function: damaged DNA binding; single-stranded DNA binding. Lineage: Eukaryota; Fungi; Basidiomycota; Ustilaginomycetes; Ustilaginales; Ustilaginaceae. The transcript has 2 exons. Gene Ontology annotation, cellular component: site of double-strand break; DNA replication factor A complex; nucleus.